AUGGAUUCAGAAGAAGAUAGUGAUGAGAUUUAUGAUGAAAUUGAUCGUCAUCACAUGUCACUGGAUAUGCCUGAGAGUGAUAAGGUAGAUACUACGAUUCGUAGGCAGGUGGAGAUAUUAAAUGUCGAAGGAGAUUCAUCAAAUGUUGAUGAUGAUUAUGACAAUGAAGAGGAGAGAAAUUCUUUUUCGGAUUCUGACAACGAUGAUUUAAAUAACGUUGAGAACUUUUUACCUUCGGCGGAUAGAUGGGGUAGUAGUCGGAGAAGUUUCUACAACACUUCGUAUGUCGAUGGGGAUUGGGGUGGCAUGAAUGAAACAGAAGCAGAAUUAGCCGAAUUGGAAGAGGAAGAUGCGAUUGCAAGGCAGAAGAAACUAGAUGCUACUCUUGGCUUUUUGCCUAUGCAAUUUCAGGCUGAAAUCCAUGAAGAAGAAGCUGCUCAUGAUUUGAGUGAACCUCCAGAUAUUGAUAGCAUGACUACAGAAAAACAAUACGAAUAUUUUUUAAAAAGAACAUAUUUCCUAAGCGAUGUGCUUCCUCUCUUAGAUUUGGCUCAUUCAGUGAAACAUUUGCGACCAGGUUUAGUGCUAGAAAAGCAACUACUUCUUGUAGUUAACGUAUUUUCGAGAUACUUAAGCAAUUUGUUGUUUGCAAUUCACAUAAAGAUUGCCGGCAAUUCUGCUCAACAAGUUCCUCAAUUUAUCGAUCAUCCUGUUCUGCAAGCUCUUUCAAUUCUUCGAAAAAAAGUGUUCGUUGUUACACGUUUCCUUGAAAAACACGGUGGCAUUCUGGGGAAGAUAAGAAAUAACAUUAAAUCGAGAGAUUUCGAGAAUAUGUUAGAUGUAUUGCCAACAAUAGAGUUUGCAUGGAAACGGAAAAUUUCUAAGGGAAGUGAAGAAAAUGAGCAACUACUAAUCGAAAAAGUUGAAAGAGAUAGUAAAAUCCAGGUUGUGAAUAACAAAGUGGAGGAAGGAAUUAUGAAACGUUCAAUAAACAACCAAAUUGAGAAGAAUAAAGGUUUGCAAAAUAAGCGGAAGAAAGGGACACAGCAUUCACGAAUCAAGAAGAGAAAACAAUUCAAGAAAGCUUUAAUCAAAAAACACUCACAAAAGCCUGGUGUACGGAAAGAGUUAAUUCCAUACGGAGGUGAAACCCGAGGAAUCAGAGCAUCGACUGUGAAAAGUGUUAAACUGAAAGCCUAG
Acanthocheilonema viteae is the source of this 1200-nucleotide messenger RNA. Lineage: Eukaryota; Metazoa; Nematoda; Chromadorea; Rhabditida; Onchocercidae. The record is from the annotation of a GenBank genome assembly.